AUGGAAAUGUCGCUUCUGUUUUUGUUAACAUUAGCGAUCACAACAGUUGUGAGUUAUGAACCACCUGAUUUAUAUCGCAUCCGAGAUGAAUUGACUAUUUCUGUGCACCCACCACCCCUUGAUCACACAGUUAAUUACAGGAUCCGUGGCCAACAAGGAGAGGAAGAGAUCAUUCGUAAGUUCAUCUAUAAAAACCAACAACGUUGA
Molecule: messenger RNA, 207 nt
Organism: Dicrocoelium dendriticum
Lineage: Eukaryota; Metazoa; Platyhelminthes; Trematoda; Plagiorchiida; Dicrocoeliidae
Source: the annotation of a GenBank genome assembly